This is a messenger RNA of Aspergillus costaricaensis CBS 115574, 306 nucleotides long. Its product is annotated as thioredoxin family protein. The transcript is spliced from 2 exons. The annotation marks the transcript as partial. Lineage: Eukaryota; Fungi; Ascomycota; Eurotiomycetes; Eurotiales; Aspergillaceae. The record is from RefSeq and is a predicted model, not a curated record.
GCUGAAUUCACCGAGAAGGCUAUCAAUUCUAGGAAGCAAGUCAUAGUUAUAUUUUUCACGGAAUGGUCCCCUCCUUGCAAGAUAAUACGCCUUCUCAGCGAGGACUACCCGUCCAUUAAAUUCUAUAAUGUAGAUAUUAAUGACCUUGACCAACUCACUGCUGAUUGGGGUAUUACUUCAUUUCCUACUUUCCUCUUCUUCAAAGACGGUGCACAACUCAAUAACUUCACUGUCCGUGGUGCCCUCACCUCGAACAUUGUUAAUGUUCUCGAAGACAUGUCUCAAAGUGGUGAUGAACAGGUAUAA